Molecule: messenger RNA, 724 nt
Organism: Caenorhabditis angaria
Lineage: Eukaryota; Metazoa; Nematoda; Chromadorea; Rhabditida; Rhabditidae
Source: the annotation of a GenBank genome assembly
AUGGUUUUUUGCAAAAUAAUAAUUUUUUCAUUCAUAACUAUCAUAUCGAUAAUUGUCUAUUGUAGUGAGUUGUUAUCUGAGUAAUUUCAGAUUUUAUGUGCAUUUUCAGACAAGCGAAAAGGAGUGAAACCGAUUGGAAAAGCGGGUGGAGGAGGAAAAAAAGGGUAUAAAAGUGGAAGUGGAUCAAGUACGCCGACUUCGAAAGAUGAAAAAGAGAAGGGUUUGUCGAGAUUUGAUGAGAAAAAGAAGCAGAAGACUGAACUUGAUGAGUGAGUUUGCGGAACUUGAAAAUGCGCCGCCCAGUCCGCCAUUUAAAUAUGACAAUUUCGACGAGAAAAAAUAACAGCUGCAUGGCCGAGUGGUCUGCACGCCUGCCAACCAAUCAGUCGCUUUUUGCAGACCCAGGGUUCGACCCCACCCGCCAACCUACUUUUUUUUUAUUUUUUUUAAUGUAAAAUUUCAAAUUUCAACAUUUUCCAGCGAUGUUUUCGCUGAACUCGCCAAAAAAUUGAAGAACAAAGAGAAGACUGAAAAAACGGAAUCAUUGAAACAAAUCAGCGGUGAACAAAACCCGCUUUAUAAUCAGAAAUCCACGUGUACAAAUGACACGGUUAAACCGGCAAAAUCGCCAAAUGAUCCGAAUAUUCGAACUGAUAAAACGCAAGAGGAGUCGAAAAAAAUGGAAGUUACGAAAACUCAGAAAACCGAAAUGCAACAUUCUUAG